AUGGCAUCCCAAUCAAGGGACAGGCGGAGGGUGGAGGAAGUUCAUGGGGCUGGCAGGCAUCUCCGCAGUACGUUUGCAUAUAAGGUCCGCCGCGGGCUCGCCGCAGGUGCUAGAACCAGAACGCCGCCGGCCGCCGCCAUCGUCCUUCCCUUCCCUACAGCCACUGCAUCGCGGCUUCUCUUGUACCGCUACGCUAUGUCAGGUGCCUUUCAUCUCUGCUCCAUGUCAGCUAAGCUAGCGAUGAUCUUGUGGGGAUGGGUUCUCAACCCUUCUGAGAGUUUUCUGAACAUUGUGGUCGAUUAUCCAUCCGUUGAAUGCACAUCAUCAGUGCUUCAAGCCUUGAUUAUGUUUAGAGAGCUUUACCCGGGGUACCGUGGAGAAGAGAUAAGAAAAUGCAUUAAAAAUGCUUCCAAUUUUAUUGAGAAUGGACAACGAAAGGAUGGCUCAUGGUUUUCCACUUGGGGCGUAUGUUUCACGUAUGCAACAUUCUUUGCUGUAAAUGGAUUAAUUGCUUCUGGAAGAACUUAUGAAAAUAGUUCCUCCAUAAGCACAGCAUGUAACUUUCUGUUAUCAAAGCAGCUAAGUACAGGUGGAUGGGGAGAGAGUUAUCUUUCUAAUGAAACUGAGUCUUAUGUGCACUCUACUAGUCCCCAUGCAGUCAACACUGCUUGGGCCAUGUUGGCUUUGAUUUAUGCUGGGCAGGUUGAACGAGAUCCCAUGUCACUAUAUCAUGCUGCAAAAGAAUUGAUCAAUAUGCAACUAGAGACGGGAGAGUUUCCCCAGCAAGAACAUGUUGGAAGCUUCAAUUGCUCCUUUUACUUCAAUUACGGGAACUACCGCAACUUAUUCCCCAUUUGGGCUCUUGGAGAGUUGCGUCGUCGCCUCCUUGCGAAGAAGAACUGA
This is a messenger RNA of Lolium rigidum, 903 nucleotides long. RefSeq names its product achilleol B synthase-like. The record is from RefSeq and is a predicted model, not a curated record. Gene Ontology annotation, cellular component: lipid droplet. Bases 1 to 903 code for a protein of 300 amino acids. Gene Ontology annotation, biological process: triterpenoid biosynthetic process. Gene Ontology annotation, molecular function: intramolecular transferase activity. NCBI's taxonomy places the organism in Eukaryota, Viridiplantae, Streptophyta, Magnoliopsida, Poales, Poaceae. The transcript is spliced from 8 exons.